Molecule: messenger RNA, 3854 nt
Organism: Cricetulus griseus (Chinese hamster)
Lineage: Eukaryota; Metazoa; Chordata; Mammalia; Rodentia; Cricetidae
Source: RefSeq, a predicted model, not a curated record
GAAUCUUUCAAAGAAAUACCAACCCAAGAAGAACUCGAAGGAAGAAGAAGAAUACAAGUACACGGCAUGUAAAGCGUUUCUUUCCACCUUGAAUGAGAUGAAUGACUAUGCCGGGCAGCAUGAGGUCAUCUCCGAGAACAUGACAUCGCAGAUCACGGUGGACCUGAUGCGAUAUGUACAGGAGCUCAAGCAAGAAAGGAAAUCGAACUUCCAUGAUGGACGGAAGGCCCAGCAGCACAUCGAGACAUGCUGGAAGCAGCUAGAGUCGAGUAAGAGGCGGUUUGAGCGUGACUGCAAGGAGGCCGACCGUGCACAACAGUACUUUGAGAAGAUGGAUGCCGACAUCAACGUGACCAAGGCCGACGUGGAAAAGGCACGACAGCAAGCUCAACUACGUCACCAAAUGGCAGAGGACAGCAAAGCCGAUUACUCCUCCAUCCUUCAGAGAUUCAACCAGGAGCAGUGGGAGUACUACCAUACCCACAUCCCCAACAUCUUCCAGAAAAUACAAGAGAUGGAGGAAAGGCGGAUUGUGCGCAUCGGAGAGUCCAUGAAAACAUACGCUGAGGUGGACCGGCAGGUGAUACCCAUCAUCGGGAAAUGCCUGGACGGUAUAGUGAAGGCGGCCGAGUCUAUCGACCAGAAAAAUGACUCCCAGCUGGUAGUUGAAGCCUACAAGUCAGGGUUCGAGCCUCCCGGAGACAUUGAAUUUGAAGACUACACACAGCCGAUGAAACGCACGGUUUCAGAAAACAGCCUUUCCAGCUCCAAAGAAGGCAAGCCAGAGCUCAAGUUUGGCGGCAAGUCCAGAGGCAAGCUGUGGCCAUUCAUCAAGAAAAACAAGCUUAUGUCCCUUUUAACAUCCCCCCAUCAGCCUCCCCCUCCUCCCCCUGCCUCUGCCUCACCCUCUGCUGUUCCCAACGGCCCCCAGUCUCCCAAGCAGCAAAAGGAACCCCUCUCCCACCGCUUCAACGAGUUCAUGACCUCCAAACCCAAAAUCCACUGCUUCCGGAGCCUAAAGCGUGGGCUUUCUCUCAAGCUGGGUGCCACACCAGAAGACUUCAGCAACCUUCCCCCUGAGCAGAGGAGGAAAAAGCUGCAGCAGAAAGUUGAUGAGCUCAAUAAAGAGAUCCAAAAGGAGACGGAUCAGAGGGACGCCAUCACCAAAAUGAAAGAUGUGUACCUCAAGAACCCUCAGAUGGGAGACCCGGCCAGCUUGGACCACAAACUUGCUGAAGCCACCCAGAACAUAGAGAAACUGCGGCUGGAGACACAGAAGUUUGAGGCCUGGCUGGCUGAGGUGGAAGGCAGACUCCCAGCACGGAGUGAUCAGGCACGCCGGCAGAGCGGAAUGUAUGACGGUCAGACACACCAGACAGUCACUAAUUGCGCCCAAGACCGGGAGAGCAGCCCAGAUGGUAGUUACACAGAAGAGCAAAGCCAGGAGAGCGAGCUCAAGGUGCUGGCCACGGACGAUGACGAAUUUGAUGAGGAGGAGCCGCUUCCUGCCAUUGGGACCUGCAAGGCCCUCUAUACAUUUGAAGGUCAGAAUGAAGGCACCAUUUCCGUGGUAGAAGGAGAAAUGCUGAGCGUCAUUGAGGAGGACAAGGGUGAUGGGUGGACUCGUAUCCGCAGAAAUGAAGACGAGGAGGGCUAUGUCCCUACUUCCUACGUCGAAGUCUAUUUAGACAAAAACGCCAAAGGUUCCUAAAGGCAGUGCACAUGGCCAGAGUUCCCCUGUGAGCCUCCCCAGGAGCCACCAUCGUCCAGCCCUCUUGUCCCCACAGGCCUCCAGCGCCACCCAGGCUGGCUGGGCAUCCUCCAGCUCAUCUGCAAGCUGGGUCCCCAUGCCCCACUUCCCUUUCUCGUCAUAGCAUGCUCCCAUGACUCUGCCAUUCCCUCUACUCAUUGUAUUGGCGGGGGCAUUUCUCUUCCUCAGCCCCACACAGGGGGUGUCCGCCACACUCCAGUCCCCAUCCACACAGGCCACAAAGACAUCUGGACUUGUGCCCAUGUGUCCCCAUGUGUCCCUACUCCUGGGCUCCCAGUCCACCUGCAGAUCGCCUGGCCAGGCCUUGCACAUUUCACACCGUGCCUUUUUGUCAGCCGUCGCCACUGGUUUCCUGGGUGACCACCAGAAUCCAGACAAGGAGGGCCAGUCAUGCAUUGGGUGGACUGAGCACCCACCUGUCUCCCUGUGUCUCUUGGGACAUCAGCAGAUAUGUCCUUCUUUCCAGAGGUUGCUGCCUCAGCCCCUCCUGGUCACCCACCCUCCAACAUCUCAGCACUGACACCUCCCAUACUCCAUCCCAGUGGGUCUAUGGUGGGACUGAGGUAUCCAUCCCCACCCACCCCCACUCUGGUUCUAACCCGUCUACAUGGCCCAGGAAGUUAACAUUGAAGUCCCAACUCCAGCUUGUGGGCCAGCCCUGUUAUCUUGCCUGUGAGCACUGUCCACCUGUUCAUGGCACCCUGUGACGGACGGCCUCACACCCACUAGCUCAUUACUGUAAGGUGGACCUGCUGAGUCCCAUAAGUAGCAUUUGAGGACUCUACUAUGUUCCUCACCAAAGACCUUGUGCCUCUUGUGAUCCCUCUGGUGGCUCUGCAGCCACCAUUUCUGCAUUUAAUCCUGGAAGCCCUGUAGAAUGGAUGGAGUUUGCUUUUGAAGCUGUUUUCCUCCUCGAAUGAUGGAUUUUUGCUUGAGAACCAAGAUGGUCAUUCGCACCUUAGAGCCGCACAGCUUCUCCCUCCCUGGUACAGAAGCACUCAAGACUUGGCUGCGAGCCCCUGUGAAGGGCACUCUGUUAGCGCGAGCUUGAGAAACUUGGCAUCUUCCUCUGGGUAGCUGGUAGCUUGACAUCAUGUCAGAGUAUCAAAGACAUGGGAGUCUUACAAAGACCGCAGAGAUGGGGACACAGAAAGGGCAGGUCCUCAGGGUCUGGCCUGAGCUUUGUCCAGAGUUUGUGGAAAUCCAGACAUUCUCCACAAACUGGGGCUGGCACACCACCCUGCAGAACAGCACUGCCAACUUCAUAGCAGAGGGUGGGUACCAGGGUGGGAAGUACCGACAAGGGCCUGCCUUUGGGUUUCAAGAGCAAGCAAGGAUUAGCUUUCUGGCUUUCUCUACCCCUCUUCCUCCCAAGCAAGGCCAAGCCCAGAGUCCUGCACACUUCCCUCUAGGGCCCCCAUAAAGCUGUUCCACAAACCACAGUUUCUGUUCCCUGUAGCAGGUGUGCCCUUAGUCACAUGAGGAAGGCUUAGUGAACAAAAUGGAAGCCUGGUAUCUAAGUGUGACUGUCAGGGCCUCAACUUCAACACAGUUAAUCAGACUGGGGUCCCUGCAGCCCCACUGCAGCAGGUCACCAGGCAUCUAUCCCCAGAACCUUGGAUUUUCACCAAGUUGGGCUGACCGCUGUUCCCUCCAUGAGGAAGCUAAGUGGUUUUUGCAGAUCUCAGUAAUGGAUGGAGAACGUGUCUCCCAUCUCUAGGGUCAAGAAAGACUCUUGCCACAAAGGUAAAAUGGAUAAGCUGCCAAUCCAAGACUGUUAAAGCCUCUGCCUGUUUCUCUUCACUUCUAACUGACUGUACUACCUACAUCCAGAAAAGAUGGCGGCCAAGCGUCUUCCAGCCCAUUCUCUGAGAUGCACAUUCUGCUGUGGGAAUCCUGUGGAAUCUUACCGGUUGUGGGGGGAGGGUACAGGUUUUCCCAGGGAGCUCUACACUCCCUCUUCCCCAGGAUCCCACUGCCUGUCAUCCCUAGCUGCUAGUGUGCUGUUAUAAGAAUGACUCACUGUAAAAGAACCUGCCCUGCAAAUGACUUAGAGACGAAAAUAAAAGGAACUUGACAUUUA